GAGGCGGCGAACACUCUGGAGGCAGGAGGCCGAUCCGGCAGCUCGGUACCGGACCGCAGGGCGCUGACCGCGGCCGGGGCGGCGGCUCGGAAGAGCUUGGGUGGCCGCCUCGGGGCGCUCCUUCCUCCGGGCCAGGGGGCAGCGCGCUGGCCUCCAGGGGCCGGGACCUGAGCGGCAGGCGGCGGGGCGGCGGAAGGCUGUCCCGAUACUGGCCAGGCCCUGAAGGGAAACCCGUGGGUGGUCGUUGACAGCCGGGGUGAGGGGGCCCAGCCUUGCCGGGAGAGUGGGCUACGAGGAAACCGGUGGGGAGCUCGCCGUGCGCCCGGGCCCGCCGCGCUGAGGCACGCAGGCCGGGGGUGGGGGCGCCUUGGGGACGGCUCUGCUCGGCACCUGGCGCGGCUGCGGGGGGCCGGGCGCUCCUGCAGAAGCAGGUGUGGGGUGUCGUGCUGUCCUUCAGGUGACGUCUCAGCCCUUUUCUCCAGGCAGUUGCGGCUGGGACCUCCUACCUGGUCUGCCGGUCAAAGAGCAGGAAGCAGCGAUGUCUGCCGUGGGUUCUGCAGCUCCACACCUGCAUCGCCCUGGUGACAGUCACAGUGGCUGCAUGAGUUUCCUGGGCGCCCAGCUGCCUCCAGAGGUGGCAGCAAUGCCCCAGCUCCUGAGGGACCUGGACAGGGGCACAUUCAGAAAGUUGCUGAAGCUGGUGGUCAGCAGCCUGCAGGGAGAAGAUUGCCGUGAGGCUGUGCGGCGCCUCGGGGCUGGCGCAGACCUGCCUGAGGAGCGGCUGGGUGCCCUGAUCGCUGGCACAUACACCCUGCUCCAGCAGGCCCUCCGGCUGCCCCCGGCCAGCCUGAAGCCCGAUGCCUUCAAGAACCAGCUCCAGGAGCUCUGCAUUCCCCAAGACCUGGUCGUGGACUUGGCCAGUGUGGUGUUUGGGAGCCAGCGGCCUCUCCUUGACUCUGCGGCCAGGCAGCAGGGGGCCUGGCUGCCCCAUGUUGCCGACUUUCGGUGGAGGGUGGACGUGGCCAUCUCCACCAGCGCCCUGGCCCGCUCCCUGCAGCCAAGUGUCCUGAUGCAGCUGAAGCUCUCGGAUGGGUCGGCCCUCCGCUUCGAGGUCCCCACGGCCAAGUUCCAGGAGCUGCGGUUCGGUGUGGCCAUGGUCCUGAAGGAGAUGGCCGACCUGGAGAAGAGGUGCGAGCGCAAACUGCAGGGCUGAGCCUUGCUUGCCGGUCCCCUUCUGGUCACCGGGGAUAGCUGGCUCAGAUAGGUGUCUCCAGAGCAAAGGCUGCCCUUCCCGUUUGAGUAUAAUCGUGUAUUUCUCUAAGUGAAGAAGACAGCCGUGUCCUUCCCUUUUUUUGGAAGUAAAGCAGCUACACAAAAUACGUUCUCCUGGGUAGGCAUCAAACUGCAGGCCCCGUCCCCCCAGCUGUCAGUUGGUCUUGUUGCCAGGUAAGGGCACCCACUGCUCCGGUGUGGCCAUGUGUGGUCUAGUCACAGUCUGGGGUCCAGACCAAGGCCUUUGUGAGGACACAGAGGUUCCUCAGCCUGGCCCCACUUAACAACUGAGCUCUUGCUCCUGUGAUUUUGGGAACCCUGUGCUUCAGGGUGCACAUUUCAUUCCCCUGUCUUAAAUCCCUGACCUUAUGGAGAGCAUUUUAGUGGGGAGAGGGAGGCAUUACGAAGUGCAUAAUAUAAACAAGUGGUAUAGCUCAUGGGAGGAUGGGAAGUGGUGCAGGAGGUAGAGCAGCCUUUGGAGAUGGGGGGCAAGGCUGUGGGAGAACUGGACUGUCAUUUUAAAUUGGGUCGUGGGGGGACCUCCCUGGUGGCCCAGUGGUUAAGAAUCCUUCCAAUGCAGGGGAUGCGGGUUUGAUCACUGGUCGGGGGACUAAGAUCCCACAUGCCAUGGGGCAACUAAGCCUGCGUGCCACAACUACUGAGCCCAUGCGCUGCAAACUACAGAGCCCAUGUGCUCUGGAGCCCACGCGCUGUAACUAGAAAGAAGCCUGCACGCUGCAACGAAAACCAGACGCAGCCAAAAAAAAAAAAAAAUUCAGGGCAUCAGUUGCGCCUCCUUGAGGACAUGGUACCUGAGCAAAGACUUAAAGGAGGCGAGGCGGAGGGAGCAGCCUGUGGUGCACAGGCCACGUGGCUGCAGCCAAGUUGGGGGAAGGUGAGUGGAGGGCACAGGGGGCAGUCCCAAGGGCCUCUCUAAGAGCUUUGGCUCAAUCCUGAGUGAAAUGAGUGUGAUGUGACAAUUGUUUUCAGAGGAUUAUACUGGAUGCUGUGUUGAUAGCAGAGCGUAGGGCAGCAGGGUAGGGAUUGGGCGUCUGGUGGAGUUGGCGGUGGCAGGGGAGAGGGGAGCAGGGGCCUUGCCUGGGUGCCUCUAGGGUGGGAGUGUGCAGAGCCCGUGGCCAGCCCUGUACCCUCCAGCAUAACCACACCCCAGGUAGGGGCCUGGCGUGUCCCUGCUUCCAUGUUCUGCCGCGAAACCAGGUCACAGGUCUGGUGGUGUUAAUAGGCCCGAGCAUCAGGCAGGAACCUCCUCUGAAAACAGCAAAUGAGCUUGGGUGCCCACCUGGCACCUGCGCUUCCCCAGCGCCCCCUUCCUGCCCCCUGCUCCAUGCCACGACCCAUCAAGAGCGGCAGUGUUUGCUCUAUGCUGUUUCCAGAACACUCCCAUGAUCUCGGUUAAUUGAGGCCUUUCCCUAAGUUAGGGUCCUGGCAAGUUAGGUGUGGGCCAAGGGCACAGAGAGGAGGAGGCCACCCUAAGGUGCUGCUGUACGCUUGGAGCUAGAGUUUCAGAGGCCAAGCCGCAGGCGGGGCCCCAUCUUGGCUCAGCCGAGGAGUGCAGACUCCCCAGGUCUCCUUCAGCGUCAGCUGGCAUCCUUGGGCCCUGCUUCCCUGAGGACAGGAGCUGGCCUGGACUGUGCUCGCGGUUGCCCGGACCUGCUCAGAAUAACGUGCACAGGUAAGCUGAGCACCACAUCUGCCUCAACCAGUGAUGGAGGCUUUCCUGGCACUGUCACUGUGCUGUGACUUCUUCCUCGACCGCUGGGCAUGUGUCAGGAAUAUGUACUCAUUAUGAUACGUUUGGAAAAAACGAAAAAGUAAAACAAACAAAAAAAUAAAAAGAUACAAAAAACUCCUUUGCCCAUAGACGGUCAUGGAGAAACCGUCUUGACUAGACUUGACGUUUACGCUCUGUGCUGUCUCUGUGUUAACACAGCUCUGUUCAUGUAACUCUUCCUGAUAUGAGGGUCUGUCUAAUGGCAGCAGAACAUGCAUCUUCCCGGUGGGCGUGCCAAGUUUCUCUUGGGGAAAACAAACAAAGCACCACAGACUGGGCAGCCUAUAAAACAACAGACAUUGAUUUCUCACAGUGCGGAGGCCAGAUGUCCGAGGUCAGGGGGCCAGCAGGGGCGGGUGAGGCCCUCUUCCUGGCUGCAGACUUAUGUGUCCUCACGUGGAGGGAGGGGCAAGGGAGCUCUGUGGGGUCUCUUGUCAGGGGGACUCCAGCUUCAUGACCGAAGCACUCCCAAAGGCCCCACCUCAUAACACCCUCACAUUGGGCAUUAGGAUUUCAACACAUACAUAUACAUUUGGGGGACACAGACAUUCAGACUAGAGCAACUUCCGUGAUUCAUUUUUUUUCUUAAUUAAAAAAUCACUGAUGUUGGGACCUCCCUGGUGGCUAAGUGGUUAAGACUCUGUGCUCCCAAUGCAGGGGGCCCAGGUUCAAUCCCUGGUCAGGGAACUAGAUCCCACAUGCUUGCUGCAACUAAGAGUUCACAUGCCACAAGUAAGGAGCCCUCGAGCUGCAACGAAGACCCGGCACAACCAAAUAAAUAUUUUUAAAAAUCACAGUGAGGACUUCCCUGGUGGCACAGUGGUUAAGAAUCCACCUGCUCAUGCAGGGGACACGGGUUCGUUUCCUGGUCCGGGAGGAUCCCACAUGCCAUGGAGCAACUAAGCCCAUGUGCCGCAACUACUGAGCCCACAUGCUGCAACUACUGAAGCCCACACGCCUAGAGCCCAUGCUCCGCAACAAGAGAAGCCACCACAAUGAGAAGCCCGCGCACCACAAUGAAGAAUAGCCCCUGCUCUCCACAACUAGAGAAAGCCUGCGCGCAGCAACGAAGACCCAACACAGCCAAAAAAAACAACAACAGUGAUGUUAUGCAACUAGAUAUGCAACUAGAGAUUAUCAUACUAAGUGAAGUAAGUCAGACAAAGACAAAUACCAUAUGAUAUCACAUGUUUGGAAUCUAAAAUGCAUACGACACAAAUGAACAUAUCUACGAAACAGACUCACAUGGAGAACAGACUUGUGGUUGCCAAGGGGGUGGGGGUGGGGGAGGGAAGGACUGGGAGUUUGGGAUGAACAGAUGCAAAGUAGUAUAUGUAGAAUGGAUAAACAACAAAGUCCUACUGUAUAGCACAGGGAACUAUAUUCAGUAUCCUGUGAUAAACCGUAAUGGAAAAGAGUAUGAAAAAGAAUAUAUAUAUGUAUAACUGAAUCACUUUGCUGUACACGAGAAAUUAGCACAACAUUGUAAAUCAACUAUACUUCAAAAAAAUUUUUAAAUCAUUGAUGUCAAUAGUAAACGGUAGAAAGAUUUUAUAUUAAAACUAUUUAGAAGUAGGAACAGAGGAGGCAGAAUGUGACCACUUUCCACGUUGAAUCAUUCCAUGUGUAGACUUUUGUGUUGGCUUCUUUUACUUAACACAGUGUUGUAAAAAAAAGAAUGUGAUCAUCUUAGGGGCUUCCCUGGUGGCACAGUGGUUAAGAAUUCUCCUGCCAAUGCAGGGGACACAGGUUUGAGCCCUGGUCUGGGAAGAUACCACAUGCCGCGGAGCAACUAAGCCCGUGCGCCACAACUACUGAGGCUGUAGUGCCACAACUACUGAAGCCUGCUUGCCGAGAGCCCGUGCUCCACAACAAGAGAAGCCACCGCAAUGAGAAGCCCGCGCACCACAACGAAGAGUAGCCCCUGCUCUCCACAACUAGAGAAAGCCCGCGCGCGGCAACGAAGACCCAACGCAGCCA
Balaenoptera acutorostrata (minke whale) is the source of this 5044-nucleotide messenger RNA. RefSeq names its product COMM domain containing 5 (gene COMMD5). Lineage: Eukaryota; Metazoa; Chordata; Mammalia; Artiodactyla; Balaenopteridae. The record is from RefSeq and is a predicted model, not a curated record. The coding region runs from base 539 to 1213 and encodes 224 amino acids. The transcript has 2 exons. Gene Ontology annotation, cellular component: nucleus.